UGUGUUUUGGUUAGAAUAUAGUGUUUGUGUGUGUGUAACUGUGUGAUUAGUCGAAAUUGUUCCAUAAAUAUAUUUUACAGUUUCUGUAAAAGAAGGUCAAGUUGUUUGACAAACAGUACAUUUACUUUUUGAACUUGAGAUGGUUGUCUUCUUUUCUAUCUCUUUGUGUUUCUCUCAAACUGUUGAUUAUUUACUUCCUCUUACUGCCAAAAGCUUUAUUACUGACUGGGUUUGAGAACUUGUUAUUCACCCUAUUUAAUUAAUAGCAACAGCGGGCACAGCUUGGGCUCUGGAGGGAGUCGUUCUAAACUUAGAGUCAAUAGCCCUUACUCGUGUUACACGUUUCCCUGUUCUUUUCACUGACAGCCACACACACUGAGCCAGUAACCUACAAAAAAAAUGCUCUACUUCUCCGUUAAAUUUAUGAGCCAUAAGGACAUUUCAUGAGGCUGUGUUGUCCUUAAGAAUAUUCUUAAAAUAUGACUUUAUUGAAUAAAGUUAUUAAUGUUGGUAUCUGCUCUCUGAAGAUGUACUUUGGUAGUCUUUGCAGUAGCACUGUAUGGUCUGGUGUUCCCACUGUAAAAUAUUAUCUGAUGUGAGAUAAUGAAGAAAAUGCGUUUAAAUUUGAGUUGAAUAUGAAGAGAGAUGCUGUGAGUGUUAAGGAGCUGUGCUGAGAAAUGCCUCCUUGCUGUUUACAGCUGUUCAGACUCAUGGGAUCAUCACAAAUUGAAUUAGAAUCUGACUGAGUCCUCUCUGUACCGAACUCUGAGAUGAUCAGCAUUAUUCUGUAGAGAUAAGGAUCCUCUUUAUGCACUUAAGACAGGGAAACACAUUCAGUGGGGUUUUAGACAAGGAGAGACUAUUUAACACACUAUAAGGAUUUAUGAAUAUGAUUUGAAUGUGCAAAAUAUUUUACAUCAUACUCAUUUGGAUAUUUUUCCAUAAAACUUCAUGUGUUGCAUAUACAUCUACUUUUUUUCACUUCAUGCAUUCCCAGGGAAUUAAACGCAUUCUUAGCUGCUUUAAAGAUAGUUCACCCAAAAAUGAAAAUUCUGUGCUGAAAUACCCUCUAGUCAUUUCAAAAGUCGUAUGGCUUUCUUUUUUCCGUAGAACACAAAAGAAGAUAUUUAAAAAAAAUGUUACCUGGCACCCACUUUGCGCAUUGGUUUGUGUCCAUACAAUAGAAGUGAAUUGGGGCCAGUGCUGUUCGGUUACAAACUUUCUUCAAAAUAUCUUCUUUUGUGUUCUACAUAAAGAAAGUCAUACAAGUUUGAAAUGACAUAAGGGUGAAUAAAUGCAUGACAGAAUUACAAUUUUUGGAUGAACUAUUACUUUACAUUGAACUUGGCUUCACAAACAAUUUUAAGGUGAAAUGACUUUUAAAGGCAAAAAAAUGUAUUAUGAAUUUUAAAAGAUACUCUACGAUGCCAUAGAUGCAUAUGGCAUAAAAUAACCAUUUUUGGCUGAAUGGUUCCAGAAAGAACCUUUACCAUCCGAAGAACCUUUCUGUUUCACUUUUUUGUACCAUCCUAUAACGUUUUAUAUAUUAUAAAAAGUAAGAAGGAAAUGGUUCUUUUAAGACCCUUGGUGAACCAAAAAUGGUUGUUUUAUUGCAUCGCUAUGAAGAACCUUUUGUAGCACCUUUUUUUAAAGAGAUGAAAGGCUGCAUUUUAAGAAUUUACUGUAACUUACCAACUUCCCACUGAUGGAAAAUGACGUAGAAAAGAAGUGAUGAUGGCAAGAUACUUAUGCUAGUACAACAAAAGAGAACAAACCUCAAGUCAGAGUAGAGUUAAGCACCGGUUUAUUCAACUCCAACAUGUUUAUUUGUUAUUGUGAGCAAGUUUCUCACUGGGCCUGUUGUGUCCGUAUGUCAGCAAUGCGAGAAUGCUGCUGCUCUCGCUUUCCAGAAAAGCCCUGGCACAGAGAGGCACUGACAAACCCACACAAACAUGCUAGCAGCACAGAGUGCUCCACUCAUCCGCGGAGCGGACGCAGACAGGAAGAGAGAGAAUGAUAUUGAUGGAAGUUUAGAGAGCGUGCGUUUUAUGUACAAGGCAAGGGGAAGAUGGAUAGGAAGACAGAGAGGGAGAGAGAGGGAGAUGAGCGACUCCAUCAAUAACGGUCCAUGGAGUUAAAGUGGAUCUGUCUUCUAGCGGGCACUAUUGAAGCUGGCUGUACACAUCAUGGCAUGCUGCUGUUGUCCUGUUCCGUGCCUCAGAAACUGCUUCUUGUUUUCAGCGAUAUCACCUGCUGAGCUUGAUGCCUUAUGGAAUGACCCUCCAUACACUUUAGCAGCCGUCAGUGAGCUCUUUCCACCCAAUGACAUCAUGACAGCUGAUGAGGAAGCGGAGGCAGAGGUGGAGGCUGAAGGCAGAGGGAGUAACUGGAGUAGGAAGGAGGCAUUGAGCGGAAGCAGCACCAUAUCUUCAGGAGAGCGUUUUUCUCCAGAUCUCGUUUUAUUAUUCAGCGGUAGGCGACGAUCUAGUGUCCAGCCGGAUGUUAAGCUUCAGGAGGCGUUACGCACCAGACUCAGGGUUGUAGAAAGCAGCAGCCAGGACGUCGCACAUCUGUUCAAGGAUCUUUCUGCACGACUGGUGUCUGUUCAUGCUGAGAAGGACAGCUUUGUCAUCACUUUCAAGACCAUUGAAGAGAUCUGGAAGUUCUCUACUUAUUUGAAACUAGGAUACGUGGCAAGAUGUCUUGAGAACUUUCUGUGUGACCAGUUAUUGUGGCUGGACCCUGUGUUGCUCUGUGAUGUGGAGAUCUGUGUGACAGUGGAUGAGGAUCACUUAGCUACUAUUUACCUCGGACUCCUGACACAGGAAGGAACAUUCUGUGCCAAGGCUUUAGGCAACAGUGAUUGCAGAGAGGAUGAAGAUGAGCUGACUUACACGAGGAAUGAUCUGAUCAUGGUGAAAGACAUUGGUCAAGAGCCCAUGUGGGAAGGAACACAGCUGUCCACAGGCAAACAUGGUCAAGUGCCCCUGCAUGAUACGCAACCUCUCCCUUAUCCAUUUUAUCAGUGGUUUCUUAAGAAGUAUCCAGGCAAUGCAGGAGGGAUCUCGGUUACAGAAAGCCUCUUUGAUCAUUCUAUUGUGGUGGGGACGUGUGUGGCAAUAGUGGACCAUUACCCGGUGGUUAAAGAUGAGCUGCAUUUACACCAGGGCGACAUUAUCAAGAUCGAGGGAUUUCUUUUCCAUUCUGUGAACAUAUUUAUAGGAAAACAACUCACCAGUGGAGAGAUGGGCUUUGUUCACUUGGCCCAUGUAAAACCGGAGAAUAUAAAACCUCUCAAUGGACAAUUGGUCUUUCUGAGUGAGGAGGAAAGGGCAGCACUGUGUAAACUUAACCCGUGCUUUGAGUCCUGCCAGUCUGAUGUGAUGGGGAAUCUCUUCUACUCUGACAUAAGCACUGUGUACAGAUUAGACAGACUGGAUGACUCUGAUUUCACUUAUAUUAGAAACCAUCCAAAGUCAGAGCAGAAAACACCAGUAGAAAAUCCAAGAAAGAGUACCAUAUCAGAAAAGAGUGACACAACUCCCUACAACUCUUCUCCACGGCCGUCAUUCUACGCCUCUCGGGAUCAUCUCGAGAGAGAUGCCGAAGUGCUCCCGUUUAGCCUGGAGGACACCUUCCGAGAGAUGGAUGAAUAUGAGGAAGAUCCUCUAACUUUCAUGGAUGAGGGUAUCUGGGAGGCUGAUGAAGCAGAGAUGGCUGACCCAAUCCUGACCUUCCUAAACCUGGAACAUUUUCAGGACUCAUUGGAGACUCUUUAUGACCUCCGAUACUCUUUCCUGGACGCUGUCUUCAGUGGUCUUUCAGAGGACGAGGUUCUUCAGCAUUUGGAAAACUUGCGAGAAGUAGCUAAGAAAGGCAGGAUGCUGUGGGCCCAUCGGCGAGCCUGCUUCCUCCUAGGCAGGCUCUCCGCCAAGAAGCUGAAAUUUUCCCAGGCGCGAGUAUAUUUUGAAGAGGCAUUGAAAGUGCCUGUUAAUGGUUUUGAUGAUGAACCACUUUUGAUUGCCCUGUACAUCAAUCUCACCGCUGUUUAUCUGAAACAGAAGAUGAUGGACAAGUUGCGAUUAACCCUGGAGAAGGCCAGUGCACUGAUCCUGUGUCUUCCAUGCCACAACUUCUGCUCCGCGGAUGAGUUUGAGCUCCUCAAUCCUAUCAUGCACAAAGCCAUAAUCGAAAAGGACAAGUACCUUGAAGCUCGGACAUGCUACCUCUGCGUGUCACUCUUUCUUCGCCUGAGGAAAGUAGAGGAUGCUUUGCCGUUCGUUGAGAGACUUCAGUUUCUUACCAUCACUUUGUCUGCUGAUGAAGAGAGACCUAUUGCCCCAGUUGAUCUUAACUGGAUGCUGUGCAGGCUGUAUCAUAAAAAAUAUUUGCCCUAUCUUACACUAGCCUCUAUAAGCCUGGACUCAGAACAAGAACAUUCAUUGGACGAUGCAUUCCAGAAAAUUGAACUCUUUAUUAAAAACUCAGCCAGACUCAAUCCCCACUGGAAGGAAAAUACCUCAGUGCCUCCUGCACAGGUUGUGGUUUACCUUCAGCAGGCCUUGUCCAUAGCUAGCCAAGGGAAAGAUCUGAAGACUCAAAGAUAUCUUUGCAUUUGCCUGGCUGGUGUUUACCAGCAGCAUGGAGCUCUAGAAAAAGCUGUGCCUUUUGCCCACCAGGCGGCCCGGGCGGGGAGGAAAAUAAAUGAGGAGGAGGGCUUUGAGGCAUCUAUACUACUGGCCUGGCUUUUGGUUCUAACGGAGGAACCCGAAAAAGCCCAGUCCACCCUGUAUCCAUUGCUCAACUCUUUGAAUGAAACAGACAGUCCGGCACAGCGUGGGGUGGUCUACAACCUCCUAGCCCUGUGCUUCCGCAAACAGGGAAGAGUUCAAGAGGGUGCCAAAAACUUCCAUUGCGCCUUGCAGAUUUCCAGAGAGAAUGGGAACAAGAGGAAUGAAGCGCUGGCCCUGGCUAACAUGGGUUGCUUGUGUCUGUCUGUAGGGGCUUCUACCCUGGCAGAAUGUUUUCUGCUAAAUUCCCUACAACUCUACCAGUUUCUCUCAGAGAGCCCCACGGACGAGGAGCACGUCCAGACUCUUCUGUGGCUGGGCAGGAGCUUCAAGGACAGAGGAGGGAGUCAGGAAGUCAGGCUGUGCUAUGAGAUGGGUCUACUUAUUGCCAUUAAUGCCAAAAAUUUGCACAGUCAGAUGGUUGUGGCAAAUGUUCUAAGUCGUCAUUAUGCUGACUUGCUGCUAUACGGACAGUGUAUUGUUUACUAUGAGCAUUGUGUGGGGCUAUGCAGAACUCUAAAAAACAAAAAACUAGAAGGAGAAUAUCUGGAGAUGCUCAGCACCCUCUAUCUCUCAUUAAACACAGAGAAGUCUUCAAGGAAGUCUCUUGAUUACUCAAAGCAAAGCUUAAGGAUCUCCAUAGAUCUGGGGAAAAGACAGGAAGAGUCUGAGACGUGGCUGCAGGUGGGCCGUAUCUACUAUCUGAUCCAUGAGGAUGAGCUGGCUGACAUGUACCUUCAGGCAGCAGUAAAGACAGCCCUGAAGAUGAAUGAUCCAUGCUUUGCUAUGAGCAUUUAUGAGGAGGCGGGAGAUGUGUUUUUCAAGGGACACAGAAACCGCCUAGCUGCUCUACCUUUUUUCAGGGAUGGGAGUCUGCCGUUUGCCCGCAGUAUUAAUGAUGUGCACUCGGAGUUCAGGCUGUUGUGUAAACUCACAGAACUUCUAAUGAAACACAAACAGUAUGAAGAGGCUCUGCAAUACGCCACACUCGCAGUUCAGGUCAGCACCACCACUGAUGUGCCUCUGAAUGAGAGAGUGUCCUUCCAUCGUCUUGCAUCAGUGUACUUCUCUUUAGGGAAGUAUGAGAUGGCUGAAAACUACUACCUGAAGUCUCUUUCACUCUGCCCCAUUGCACUGGAACAUGCCAUUGAUGUUCGGUACAAUGUUAAAGUGUACUGUAGACUGGCUGAUCUGACCCUAUACAAAUUAAAGGAUCCGUUUGAUGCCAUGGGCUACUUCCACUUGGCCCUGGCAGCAGCUCUGGAGGACAAAGAAAGCCUGAGUUCGCUGUACAUCAUCUACAUGAAACUGGCAGAGAUCCAUGCCUACCACAUGCCUGAUGCAGAACUAUGUAAGAGAUACAUGGACAGUGCACAGAAUCUGAGAAGAGAACUGGCAGGAUACUCUGACUCUACGGACACACAGGACCAUGCAAAUGCAUACUGUGCUGAGUCUGUCGCUCAAACUAACACUGGCCUUUCACACUCCAGCAUUGGUCCAGAAUCCAGCACGACUAGCCUUAUGAUCCCUUCCCAGGGGGAGUCUGAUUUCAUGGUGUCUAACAUCAGUCACAAUGAAGACAUGGACACCCGGUUUACAGAGAAAACAGACUCCGAGACUUCUGAUCAUACCAAUCCAGAGACUAAUUGUACGGAUAAUACAAACCACACUAAUGGAAGUACAUUGACGGAAGCUUUGACAUUUGUAAUAUAGGAAUGGUUUGGAUGUGCAAGCAUGCAGGAUACACUUCAAGUUCUGUGCGACCAGUUGUUUAUAUUUGUGGGACAUUUUAGCGUGUGUUCUUUCUGUUUUAUUUUUCUUUUAUUAAACAUUUUCGGAAUAUAUGUGCUAUUGUGUUUAAAGAUCUUAUGAUGAUUUUGUAUAAUUGUAAAUAUGUAUUUUUAUCUAUGUGUAAAUAUUUGUUCUAACUUUGUGAAUCUGUUGUUAAAUCAGUUUUUUCUUUAUCCUGUCCAACUUUAAUUAAAAAUGAAAACUGUAA
This is a messenger RNA of Triplophysa dalaica, 6789 nucleotides long. RefSeq names its product SH3 domain and tetratricopeptide repeats 2 (gene sh3tc2). Bases 2187 to 6503 code for a protein of 1438 amino acids. Gene Ontology annotation, molecular function: protein binding. The record is from RefSeq and is a predicted model, not a curated record. Gene Ontology annotation, biological process: regulation of ERBB signaling pathway; regulation of intracellular protein transport. Lineage: Eukaryota; Metazoa; Chordata; Actinopteri; Cypriniformes; Nemacheilidae. The transcript is spliced from 18 exons. Gene Ontology annotation, cellular component: recycling endosome.